Frieseomelitta varia is the source of this 1373-nucleotide messenger RNA. RefSeq names its product transcription initiation factor TFIID subunit 7 (gene Taf7). The transcript is spliced from 7 exons. Bases 82 to 1290 code for a protein of 402 amino acids. NCBI's taxonomy places the organism in Eukaryota, Metazoa, Arthropoda, Insecta, Hymenoptera, Apidae. Gene Ontology annotation, biological process: transcription initiation at RNA polymerase II promoter; RNA polymerase II preinitiation complex assembly. Gene Ontology annotation, cellular component: transcription factor TFIID complex. Gene Ontology annotation, molecular function: RNA polymerase II general transcription initiation factor activity. The record is from RefSeq and is a predicted model, not a curated record.
UUUUGACUUGUUAUUUGUAAAGUAUAGACUUAAAUUAAUAAUAUAUUAAUUAAAUUAGUAAUAUAUUAAUUUUUAAGAAAUAUGAGUCGUCAUCCAAAUACAGAUUAUAAAAAUCGUAGCGAGCCUCAAGUCGAAUUGGAAAGUCAAUUUAUUUUACGUUUGCCACCAGAACCAUCACGUGUUUUACGAGAAACAUUACGGAAUGGGUUGUCUUUAAAAGAUAGGUUAAGUAUAAAAUUAGAAAAUGAUAUGCGUUAUGGUGAAGUUAGAUUCGAUCAUUGGCUUCUUCACGGAAAGGUUGUUGAUAUACCAACAAUCGUAGAAUCUUUGAAAACUAUUGAUAACAAGAGUUUCUAUAAAACUGCUGAUAUAUGUCAGAUGUUAAUUUGCAAAGAAGAAGAUGACCAUACUACUACGGAUGAAGAAUCUCCAGUCAGACAAAAGAAAAAAGACCCCAAUAAAGUGGAUAAGAAGUUUCUAUGGCCACAUGGUAUAACUCCCCCUACUAAAAAUGUGAGACGCAGAAGAUUUAGGAAAACCCUGAAGAAGAAAUAUGUAGAAGCACCAGAAAUUGAGAAAGAAGUUAAACGUUUGUUAAGAGUAGAUAAUGAUGCAGUUAAUGUUAAAUGGGAAGUGAUAUGCGAAGAUGAAGAUCAAUCAAAACCGAGCAAAGUCUCAUCAUCUGGUACAGUGAAGACUAAGAGGGAAAGUAUUAAUGGUAACACAUCGCAAAGUUUUGAUGUUGCGGAACAUGAUAUAUUUGGUGAACUUGUAAGUGAUAGUGAAGAAGAUGAUGAGGAAGCAAAUAUAAAUGUAAUGGAAUUAGAUGAGAACAGUCGGCUUUCUGCAGACAGUAGAGUAUCAGAUUCUAAUUCUAUGCAAGCUGCAUAUUCAGAAAGACCUAGCAAUAUUGAAACAAAUGGUAGACUUUGCACAGUAUUCAGCAAAGAAAUGUUUCAAAAUGAUAAUAAUGUAGAAGCAGAAGCAGAAAAGCCAGAAGAUACAUCUUCGUCAAAAGUAGCCAAAGUUGAACAAUUUCAUUCAGAAUAUAUCAUUUCAGAAAACUUUUCAGAAUCUCCUGCUUCAGCAUCAAAAGAUUCACUGCAAACACGUCUUGCGACUUUGCACGCGGAAUUAGCUGAACUGCGUCAAAGAAGACAACAGCAAGAGCUUGCAAUAGCUAACAUUGAAAAUGUUAAAUUGCGGCAAAGACUUCAAGAAAUAUUGGACAAUUUAUUAACGCAAGAAAUGCAAAAAGUUCAAGAGAUUCAAGACUUAGAGUUAGGAUAAUGUCGAUAUAUGUGAUUAUAAUAAAUUAAAUACGAUACGAAGUAAAUAUUUAUGAAGUUGCUUGCAAUAAGAGAUCAAAACUA